Prunus dulcis (almond) is the source of this 609-nucleotide messenger RNA. RefSeq names its product probable polyol transporter 4. Gene Ontology annotation, cellular component: membrane. The transcript has a single exon. The record is from RefSeq and is a predicted model, not a curated record. Gene Ontology annotation, molecular function: carbohydrate transmembrane transporter activity. NCBI's taxonomy places the organism in Eukaryota, Viridiplantae, Streptophyta, Magnoliopsida, Rosales, Rosaceae. Gene Ontology annotation, biological process: transmembrane transport. Bases 1 to 609 code for a protein of 202 amino acids.
AUGGACUCUCUUUCUGAUAUGGGUCUCUCGUUCUCGGUGCAAUUUCCUCCGUUUUGGGUCUCUGUGCUCUGUUCUUCCUCUGUUUCUUCAGCUCUUAUUGGUGAGCCCCAAAAUCUACUGGCCAAAGAUGAAGACCUGUACAGCGCAGAUCUGCAUCGAGUUAAUAGCAAAGCGUUCCUUGGUGGUGAAACAUCCGAUAUGAUUGGUAGAAAGUGGACCAUGGCCUUGGCUGCUGUUGUCUUUCAAGCUGGCGCAGGUGUAAUGGUAUUUGCUCCUUCAUUUGAAAUACUGAUGAUUGGAAGACUCCUGGCCGGCAUUGGAAUUGGCUUCGGUGUCAUGAUUGCCCCUGUUUACAUUGCUGAGAUAUCACCCACCAUUGCCAAAGGCUCACUGACCUCCUUCCCUGAAAUUUUUAUAAAUCUUGGAAUUUUACUAGGCUACGUUUCAAACUAUGCAUUUUCUGGUCUUCCAGCACAUAUAAACUGGAGGAUAAUGCUUGGAGUAGGAAUUCUGCCUUCAGUGUUCAUUGGUUUUGCACUUUUCAUAAUCCCCGAGUCACCAAGGUGGUUAAAGGAGGCAAGCAGUUGCAUUUCAGAGCUAUUGUGGUGA